GAAAUCCCACAACACAUUGUUUUCUUCACACACGUCUGAAAUUUAAGAACGGGUUGGUGUUGCAGUUACAUUCUGCAGUGUGAAGAGACUGAUCUGCACGGAAAUAAUCCAGGACACCAGACUGUAUUUCUGACUUCCUGACUGUAGCGUGUUAGCAAACUUUUGAUCAUGGCACUGGACGGAUGUGGCCAGCUGUGCAAGUGUAUCCUCAUCCUUUUCAACAUCCUUUUUGCCCUGGUGGGUUUUGCAAUGUUGGGGUUGGGCUUGUGGCUGAGGUUCAGCUCUGAGACCAGAGGAUUUUUCAACGUAGACCUCAACACACAACAGUUUGUCAUCGGUGUGUCAGUGUUGAUUGCUUUAGGAGCAGUGAUAUUGCUCGUGGCUGUUUUCGGAGACUAUGGAGCAUGCAAUGAGAAUAGGACUGCAUUGGGAGUGUUUUCCUGCCUGCUGGCUAUCCUGGCUCUAUUAGAGAUUGGAGCCGGUGUGUUCGCCUACAUGAGAAGCGAUGAGGUGGGAGAGCAGCUGGCAAAAUUCUAUAUGACUGUGUACGCUCAGUAUGUGGACAAAGGAGACCCUGGCUUGGCUGUUACCCUGUCCAUGUUCCACAAUGUGUUGCACUGCUGUGGAAUCAUUGGUGCCCUGGACCUCUUGGUCAAAAAAACAUGUCCGGAUACCAGCUUUUUGGAGACCUUCACUCUCCCUGCCUGCCCCACAGUGAUCGUCAACCUCUUUGAGUCCAAAGCGCCUCUGGUGAUGGGCCUCUUCCUUGGGACUGCUGCUAUGCUGAUCAUGGCCCUAGUGUGCUGCAGCAUCCUCAUGAAACAGAUCAAGAUGAGUCACCUCUCUGCCCCCUGUACCACAGCCAGGCCGUGUACUGAGGGGACAGGACCACCACCAUACUCAAACACAGUUUUCUCCAGUUGGAGACCAAACCAGAUAGUUGUCAUUCAGUGAUCAUCACCCCAUCCUUUCACGUGAUACUUCUGGAGAGGCGCCCAAUAAAAACGGAUGUCCUAAUUAGCUUUCAUUCAUUUGCGUAGCUGGACAGGGCUCUAGAUCAUCUUGACAUGCCAUUAGCAGCGUUCAGAAUGAGACCACACCAUCCAUUUAGAUGACAUAUGAACAAGGCAGACAAGACACUGUUGCUCUGUAGCAGUUGUUUGUUCUGCCCCUCUUCCCACUGUAGUCCUUAAUCUUCAUUUUCUUUAAACUUUUUAAUCACUUAUCAAAUGUUAGUGAAUAGCUGCUCUUGCUGACAUGAAUGCUGCUUCCAUGAAUGGGACCAUUUUAUUAAUAUAUUCAAUGCUGUGUAUGACUGAGGGCACUACUGUAAUUAGAGAAGUGAAGCUGCUCAUGCUUAAAAAAAAAUCACUGUCCAACAUGUUGACCUAUCCCUGUAAUCGCAUCAAUUUAGAAUCAUGUUUGUGUUGCAAUACAUAUCAAUGUACUGCUGACAGAAUUAUCAUCUUAAAAUGAGUGAUCUUAGAAAAUGUAUUUCUUAAGGUUAUAAUUUUUACAAGGAUUUAACUGCGAAAUGGAUUGAUUUGUAGUUGGUUCUCCAUGCCAAAUUGAGUACAUUUAUUAACAAUGUAGUUAAUUAACAUCUUAAUCAGUCUUUACAAUACUAAUCCCCCUACUCCAGCUCCCACUUGUACGAUCUGAGAUGAUAUGAAACACCUUUGAUUUCUUCAUUCCAUGUUUGGAUGCUGACGUUGGAUGAUAUCAUAUACAAAGUUGAGUCAGGGAUCCUUAAAUAUGGCUAUGGAAUGUUCAAAUUUGCUUGACUUAUUCUAUUACUUUGAUGUCAACUAUUUUUAUUAGCAAACUAAUGUAUGCAACUAGGAUACAUUUCCUUGUAAUUUUGAGUCACUCAAACCUUAUUGCUCUUGGGAAUCAUCUCCCUGAAUGCCCUGUCAAGCAGCAGUUGUAAUGGAGGCGGAGUGUGAUAGAAUAAACACUUCAUAUGGAGUGCCUUGAUACACUAGCCAAAGUGUUGCCCAGUAAACGCAGGCCGUGUCAGGCAGGAGUAGGCCAAAUGGUGUACCUAACCAAGUCAAGUGUCUUGUAGCGAGUCUUAUUUUAUAGGUCUUCAUGAGAAUUUCAAUUUGAGAGAACUGCUUAUGUUCUGUUGCAAGCUAAUACUACUGACUGCGUAACGUAUUUUCUAUUUUUUCUAUUUAACUAGGCAAGUCAGUUAAUUAAGAACAAAUUCUUAUUUACAAUGACGGCCUACCCCAGCCAAACCCUAACGACGCUGGGCCAAUUGUGCGCCGCCCUAUGGGACUCCCAAUCACGGCCGGUUGUGAUGGAAUCGAACAAGGGUCUGUAGUGACACCUCUUGCACUGAGAUUCUGCGCCACUCAUGGCACCAAAUGUGGAGCUUUUUGUUAAAAUAAAUAGUUUUCCCCCC
Messenger RNA from Salvelinus fontinalis (brook trout), 2410 nucleotides. RefSeq names its product CD9 antigen-like. Gene Ontology annotation, cellular component: membrane. The transcript is spliced from 9 exons. The record is from RefSeq and is a predicted model, not a curated record. The coding region runs from base 169 to 954 and encodes 261 amino acids. Lineage: Eukaryota; Metazoa; Chordata; Actinopteri; Salmoniformes; Salmonidae.